UUCUCAUCUUGUUGCAAGCGUAUUUAUCUGGCUCCUCAGCUGACAAAAUCAUCACCCCAAGAAACAUGGAAACAAAGGCAUUUUUAAAAGAUGUCAAUCUCUGUGAAAAUAAAGCUUUCUAUACUCAUGUUCGCACCAGUCUCCUCUGAAUUUCGUGAAGAAAAACAAAUUGGGAAAACACUAUAUGAAAGUUGAUCCUUGAAAAUUUCUCAUCAGCAUUCUGUGAUAAUAAGCACAUUGACUUCUGCUGAUCAAUAUCAACUGACCACUUCAGCUAACUGCCAGGAGCCUGGAUUCUGACUUCCACCAUUGACAUCUGUGAAAAUUGAUCUACACCCACCCUUGAAAAGCAUCAAUGAAUUAAUCGGAACUUUUGAAAGCAAAGAAAAAUUGAAUACAUCCUAGUAAAAGCACAUGAGAUGUUGAAAACAAACUACAACAAGACAAGAUUUACUUUGCUAUUUACCUUGUAAGAACAAAUGCACCUUCAGAAGAAAAGAUGAACAGCACAUGUAUCGGAGAACAGCAUGACCUGGAUCACUACCUGUUCCCAGUUGUCUACAUCUUUGUGGUUAUAACCAGUGUUCCAACCAAUAUUGGGUCUCUAUGUGUGUCUUUCCUGCAAGCAAAGAAAGAAAAUGAACUAGGAAUUUACCUCUUCAGUUUAUCACUAUCAGAUCUGCUGUAUACAUUAACUCUCCCUAUAUGGAUCGAUUAUACUUGGAAUAGAGACAACUGGACUUUCUCUCCUGCCUUGUGCAAAGUGAGCUCUUUCUUCAUGUACAUGAACUUUUAUAGCAGUACAGCAUUCCUCACCUGCAUUGCUGUUGAUCGCUAUUUAGCUGUUGUCUACCCUUUGAAGUUUUCUUUUCUGAGGUCAAGAAGAUUUGCAUUCAUGGUCAGCCUAUCCAUCUGGGUAUUGGAAACCAUCACUAAUGCUAUCAUAUUGUGGGAAGAUGAAACAGCGGUAGAAUAUUGUGAUGCCAGAAAGUCCAAUUUUACUUUAUGUUAUGACAAAUACCCUUUGGAGAAAUGGCAAAUCAGGCUCAACUUGUUUAGGACGUUUAUAGGCUAUGCAUUACCCUUGGUCAUCAUCAUGAUUUGCAACGGGAAAGUCUACCAAGCUGUGCGACAUAAUCAAGCCACAGAAAACAGUGAAAGGAAGAGAAUCAUAAAAUUACUUAUUAGCAUCACACUGACUUUCAUCUUGUGCUUCACUCCCUUUCAUGUGAUGUUACUGAUUCGCAGCAUUUUAGAGCAUAAUGUGAACUUUGACGAGCAUGUGUUUGACCACAGUGAGUCUGGGAAGCAGACUUAUAAGCUGUAUAGAAUCACAGUUGCAUUAACAAGUUUAAAUUGUAUUGCUGAUCCAAUUCUGUACUGUUUUAUAACUGAGACAGGAAGAUCAGAUAUGUGGAAUAUAUUAAAAUUCUGUACUGGGAAGCUAUAUAAAUCACCAAGGCAAAGUAAAAACAUACUUUCUAUGUCUACAAAAGAUACUGUCGAAUUAGACAUCCUGGAAUAGAACCAGGGGAUUUUCCUUAAGGUACACAAUAUUAUACCGUCAAGAUUACAUUUUGAAAAAGAAAUCCAGCAAGGGAGGGGACUAAGUUGUCCAAAUGAGUGAAAAUUUUAAUACUCUCAUAUGGAAAUUUUUAAAAAAUAUUUUUAAGGUACAUUGUAUAGAUCCCUGACUUUUACUAAAUGAUGAUUAAACAAAAUUUAAUAUUUUCCUAAUGAUUCGGGAUCAUUAUUGUUGAUUGCAUUUGUAUCUGUGCCAUCAUCCCUCAGAGGUUAGUAAGAUGCAUGAUUUUUAUGAUUUAUGUGUAUAUCUGGUGUCCAUGAUUUUUCUCACUUUUUCUAUGCAUUUCAAGCUGUCAGCUAUCAUUUCCCCCAACUGUCUGUGCCUAUCUCCCACCACCUUACCAAAUAAUACUGUUUCUAAUCUUCUCAUUAGUUAACAAAUAUUUAUUGAGCCCACUCUACAUACUAGGUUUUGUGUUAAAUAUUUGAGUUACAAAAGAAAUGGCCUAA
Manis pentadactyla (Chinese pangolin) is the source of this 2034-nucleotide messenger RNA. It is a transcript of the gene GPR65, whose product is annotated as G protein-coupled receptor 65. The transcript is spliced from 2 exons. Lineage: Eukaryota; Metazoa; Chordata; Mammalia; Pholidota; Manidae. Gene Ontology annotation, cellular component: membrane. Gene Ontology annotation, biological process: G protein-coupled receptor signaling pathway. The record is from RefSeq and is a predicted model, not a curated record. The coding region runs from base 500 to 1525 and encodes 341 amino acids. Gene Ontology annotation, molecular function: G protein-coupled receptor activity.